Molecule: messenger RNA, 1534 nt
Organism: Selaginella moellendorffii
Lineage: Eukaryota; Viridiplantae; Streptophyta; Lycopodiopsida; Selaginellales; Selaginellaceae
Exons: 6
Coding region: 28-1428 (466 amino acids)
Source: RefSeq, a predicted model, not a curated record
UCCUUUACCCUUUUUUCCUUCCUGGUUAUGACAUGGUUGCAUUUUUGUUGUGUGACAUGGCUCAUUUGGGCAUUGCUUUUCGUGAUUCCUUUUCCCUGGUUGGAAUUGAUUGAAUCCAGAGGUUUGGAUAUGGCAACUUAUGGGCUUUGCUGGAAGAGUAGCUUCUUCCCAUCUGCUGGGACGAGUCUAGAGCCCCUGAGUUGUAGACGCUCGUUCUUAGCACGUAGGACCGUCGUCACAGCAAGCGUUGCUAAAGACGCUGAUGCUAUUGGCAAGCCAAAGCGCUUCUACUGGAAUGUUACGGGAUUCCCCUUUCCACUGGGACCAUUUCUUCAACGAAAGACAGUUCGAAAAGAGGUGAUCAAGGACAGCAUCUGGACUUUUGAGCAAGAGCAAGGGCUUGGGUUCAGCAGUAUCAGCACCAACGUGCGAAUGACUGUGAUCAAGCUUAAGUCUGGGGGCUUGUGGGUGCAUGCUCCCAUUGCUCCCACCAGCGAGUGUCUCCAGCUGCUCAAGGAGCUGCAGAAACCCAUCGAGUACAUCGUGCUGCCAACUUUUGCUUACGAACACAAGGUCUAUGUUGGGCCCUUCUCCAGGAACUUCCCGCGGGCUCAGGUGUGGGUAACACCUGGUCAAUGGAGCUGGCCUCUAAACCUGCCGCUGGAAUUUUUUGGAAUUUUCUCGUCUCGGACGCUACGUGACGAUGGCUCGGUUCCAUGGGGGAGUGAGAUUGACUACAAGAUUCUGAGCUCACCUGAAGUUGGAAUUGGACCUUACGUCGAGGUUGCAUUCUUCCACAAGAAGUCGAGGACGCUGCUCAUGACAGACGCGGUGAUUUACGUACCCGAGAGACCUCCCGAGGUUGUGAGCAGGGAAGCGCUGCUGGCAUCCGCUAGAAACGGCUUGGCCGUCAAGCUGUUGAGCAAAGGCAAAGAGGUUUUGGAUGAACCUGUUAUUGACAACGAUCGAAAUCGCCAGAAAGGAUGGGAAAGAAUGGUGCUGCAAAUACUUUUCCUAGGCCCCUCGAACUUGCUGGAACCAGAGUACUCAUUCUCUCAAGUCUCCAAGCGGCUCAUUGUCUCUCCAAUUGUGAAGACUCUUGUCUUUAGCAAAGUUCCUGAGAAGGUGAGAGACUGGAUAGAUUUCAUCACAGGCUCCUGGAAAUUCCGGCAGAUCAUACCAGCACACUUCGCGGCACCCAUAAGAGCUGGACCCCGGGAGCUGAGAGCGGCCUUUUCAUUCAUCGACGAGCUUUUGGAAGAGGAGGAUGACGACGUCCUUUCGUCGCUGCGACUUGGCUUCUCGAGAUUGUGGAAGAACGCGGGCAGCAUUUUCUCCAGCGAAGACAUGAAAACGCUGUCAUCGCUGGACGAGUUCCUGGUGUCGCUACGAGUGGUAAAGAAGACGGUUUCCAGCAAACUAAGAUAGUUGUUCUUCUCUCACACAGAAAGAAGAAUAGAAGGUAUUGUUUCUUUCGUUUACCAUUACCAAUAAUCUUGGCAGGAGCACCUUCCAUCGUCAAAAUGAUGGAAUC